Messenger RNA from Oncorhynchus masou masou (cherry salmon), 1507 nucleotides. RefSeq names its product aspartate aminotransferase, cytoplasmic-like. Gene Ontology annotation, molecular function: pyridoxal phosphate binding; L-aspartate:2-oxoglutarate transaminase activity. NCBI's taxonomy places the organism in Eukaryota, Metazoa, Chordata, Actinopteri, Salmoniformes, Salmonidae. The record is from RefSeq and is a predicted model, not a curated record. Gene Ontology annotation, biological process: L-aspartate biosynthetic process. Gene Ontology annotation, cellular component: cytosol. The transcript has 8 exons. The coding region runs from base 306 to 1460 and encodes 384 amino acids.
CUCUGUAGAUUUGGAAACUAGAAGUCUGAGUAAAAUGGACCCCCCUUUCAAUGCAGCACAACGUAUAGUGCAAUAAAUGAUAUGAGAACACACACAAAACAAUUGUUGACCAUUUAGGCUUUGCACUGUCUCUCUAUUCUGACCCGGAAGUACUUAGUUAUUCUUUCCUGCUUCACAGUGGUACCUUGUAGCGCUUUGAAGGUGAAGCUCAAUCGCCUGUCUCACCGCUGCAGCCUACCGGCGAGGUACUGAACAAGAACGACUCUCUCCCCUUCUCCUGCUCUGUACCGGGAUCCGUUAUAAUCAUGUCUAUAUUCGCCGAAGUACCUCAAGCCCCUCCAGUGGCCGUUUUUAAACUGACUGCCGAUUUCAGAGAGGACACUCACGCGCAGAAGGUGAAUUUGGGAGUCGGAGCCUACCGUACAGAUGACUGUCUACCGUGGGUCCUGCCCGUAGUGAAGAAGGUAGAGCAGAUGAUAGUGGAGGACAACAGUCUGAACCACGAGUAUCUUCCCAUCCUGGGUCUCCCUGAGCUCCGCUCUGCUGCCUCCAAGGUGGCCCUGGGCGAUGACAGCCCCGCCAUCAAGGACGGGAGGGUGGGAGCGGUCCAGGCGUUGGGAGGUACCGGUGCGUUGAGGAUCGGGGCGGAGUUUCUGAGGCGCUGGUACAACGGCACCAACAACACGGCCACGCCCGUCUACGUCUCCGCGCCAACCUGGGAGAACCACAAUGCAGUGUUUUCUGAUGCUGGGUUUAAAGAUAUCCGCCCCUACCACUACUGGGACGGAGAAAAGAAAGGCCUGGACGUGACCGGUAUAAUGGAUGACCUGGAGAACGCUCCAGAACAUUCUAUCUUUGUGCUCCAUGCCUGUGCCCACAACCCCACGGGGACAGACCCCACACCUGACGAAUGGAAGACGAUCUCUGAGGUCAUGAAGAGGAGGAAGCUGUUUGUGUUCUUUGACUCAGCCUACCAGGGUUUUGCAUCAGGCAGUCUGGAUAAAGAUGCCUGGGCCAUCCGCUACUUUGUCUCUGAAGGAUUUGAGCUGCUCUGUGCCCAGUCCUUCUCCAAGAACUUUGGCCUCUACAAUGAGCGUGUUGGUAACCUGACGGUAGUGGCCCAGGAUAAAGACAACCUGGCCCGUGUUCUGUCCCAGAUGGAGAAGAUCGUCAGGACCACCUGGUCCAACCCUCCCUCCCAGGGGGCGCGCAUCGUAGCCAUCACACUCAACAACCCCGAUCUGUUCAUAGAAUGGAAGGGUAAUGUAAAGACCAUGGCUGACCGUGUAUUGUUGAUGAGAGACCAGUUGAAGGCUAAGCUCAUUGCUCUGGGGACACCCGGCACCUGGGACCACAUCACUCAGCAGAUCGGCAUGUUCAGCUUCACCGGACUGAACCGUAAGAGUUUCCCAAACACACAGACAUGUACCCAGGCACCUCCUAGCAGACCGGCAUGUUGAAGCUUCACCGGACUGAACCGUAAGAGUUUCCCAAACACACAGACAUG